Impatiens glandulifera is the source of this 605-nucleotide messenger RNA. RefSeq names its product protein FERTILITY RESTORER RF2, mitochondrial-like. The record is from RefSeq and is a predicted model, not a curated record. Gene Ontology annotation, cellular component: chloroplast. The transcript has a single exon. NCBI's taxonomy places the organism in Eukaryota, Viridiplantae, Streptophyta, Magnoliopsida, Ericales, Balsaminaceae. Bases 84 to 605 code for a protein of 173 amino acids. Gene Ontology annotation, biological process: thylakoid membrane organization; chloroplast organization.
AAAAAUUGAUCUUCUCUCCAUUCAAUUGAUCUUUAGUUUCACCUAUCAAAGGCGAUUCUUUCUUCUUCUUUUUUUGCUUAAGGAUGUUAUCUUUCACAGCAACUACUUUUGCUAACCCUAUCACAACUCUAUCAUCACCUAAUCAUUGUCAAGGACAGUCCAAUCCUAAUUGUUAUCUUUACUUUGAGCUUAGACCACUCCCAACUAAGUUCCAAACUUUAUUGCAAGUAAAACAGCCCAUCAGAAGAUAUCUUACUCGUUUCAAGUCAGUUUAUGUGAUAUGCGCUUUUACAGUAUUGAAAGCAAGAUGUGCAACUGAGCAAACACAAACUGUUACUCGUCGGUCAUCAACCUUUACCGUUGCUCCUAUUCAAGGAAAUGAAAAGUCACCAGAUCUAGAUGAUGGUAGAUCUGAAUUUCCACCUCGUGAUGGUGAUGGUGAUGGUGAUGGUGAUGGUGAUGGUGAUGGUGAUGGAGGAGGUGGCGGUGAAGGAGGAGGUGGAUGGAAAGACGGGUUUUUCUUUUUUGACUUCCUUGUCUUUCUAGGACUGUUAAACAAUAAAGAAAGUGAAGGGGACUACGGAGAUUCUAGGAGAAGAAGAUGA